AUGUUCAAGACGGCAGCGGCAAAAAUUGCCCAUAAUUCUACGAUUCCGGCGCUUGCGGGUAAUAGCGACCUUAGACAGUUUCAGGAUCUCAUUAACGCGGAGAAGGUUGUUCUGGUCUCAACUCAGAGACUAGGCGUUGAUAUAACCAAAGCCGCGGAGUCCCUCAGGGCGUGGGGGGUUGGUGAAGGUGAUGAUCUCGCUGAUAUCCUCAGUGCAUCUGCUACCCUGCUUGUUAACUUUGCUGCGGCACUGAGUGCGUACGCUAGCACACAUCAUGGAAUCCGCGACACCAUGAAGUCUGUACGGACGCGCGAGGAAGCACUCGACGACCUACGGCGCCGACGACGGCGUGUUGGAGCCUCUGCAGACGCUGCCGAAAAGAAGCUCAACAAGAUGAGCCCCGAACACAAAAAUCUCUCAGCACAGACUGACGCUCUCAAUCGACUGCGUGAAGAGAUGCGUGCAAUCGAUGGUGAGAUUAUUCGCGAGGAAUCUGAGUUGGGCGAUUACAAGAGAAAAUGUGCAAAGAGUUGGAUGCAGGCCAAGUUUGGAGGUCUUGCAGAGUGCUGUGAGAAAGGUGUGAUUGUUGGUGACAUAGGCAAAGCUAUCGUUGCAGAAAUUACCGAAGACGUGUCACAACCAGGACUUCCUCGAGCAUAUUAUAGUGCUCAUCCACGUGUCAGUGCCUUUGUAUCUGAGGCACAGCGUGGUAUAGCGCAAGUAGCCUUUACGACUGUUGCGUCUGGUCGCGUCAGCCAAGGAGAGUAUGAGCAUACAUCGCCGACUCAGACCUCGUCGCAUAUGCAAGAACGACAGUCAUUAUCGUUGAGUUCUCCCUAUUUACCUGUUCCGCGGGUGGGAAGCGGGCUCCACUUGAGCAGCUUUGGGAGCGAAUCUCUGGUGGGACUUAACGAGCUCAGCCCGCGUCAAAAUAUCUUAUCAUUCCGACAUUCACAGCCUCCACCUCCACCUCCAAACCCGCGAACAGCAUCUGCGGACGAAUUUGGCGUCCCCACACCAACCUCGACACAUGCCAGUCAUUUUGCUUCUUUUCCUGCGAGGGGCACAAGCUUAGGCGUCCUGUCACAUGACGGACCAACUCCCUCAAGCCCUUCCCUCUCUUACUUGCGGCAAGCAGAUACAAUGGCUCCCUCAGCCCUUCCCGCGCAUGAUACCUCUGGUUCUUUGACUAACUCUAUCGCCGACGCCCUUGCUCGCAGCGAUUCCAACUCGUUCAGCCUAAAUCGUGCCUCACUUGAUGAUCCUGCGCCAAAGUACGAGCCGUUCGUGCCCGGAUCAGGUGCUCCAUACACUGGUGUUGGAGACACGCGCAGAAGCAAGAGUCCAAGUUUGCCACCAGGAGCUGCUCCUGCUGCAAUUCAGGCUUGGGACGGAGGUCUGGGUGCUGAAAUUGAGGAACGACGUACAGUGAGCGAAAGCAACGACAACGCGAUGAGCGUCAUGAGUGGGAAUGAACAGCCGCCGAGCAUUACUGGUCUGAGCGACAGACGGACAUCCCAGGAGUCGGUGGGUGGUAUGCCGUAUGACCAUGAUGAGGAGGCCGAAGAUGACCAAUCGAAUGAAAUUGUACUGCAAAAGAUGGAUCAAAGAGUGAGGCUUGGGACGGAGGAGGAUGAAACAGAAGAAGAAAGUAGCAGGCCUUCGCCCGAGACGACGGAAAGUCAGAGACGUAUCCCGCGCGUGCCUCCGCCCCCCGUAGAUACUGAGGCACCAACUCCACCAGAUCAUACUAGGAUUGUGUCCCCGCCUUCGCUGCAGUCUACUUCCCCUAUACAGACUCAGGCGACAGGUCAUUCAGAAGACAGCGAUGGAGACGACGAACAGGCACGCAACGCAGCAGCUGCACGCGAGGUCUCUCGUGAAUUGGAUGCGCUAGCAUUCAGCGCACCUGCACCAGUGACGUAUUCCACUCAUCCUACUCAAUCCCGAGCCCCACCGCAAGGUUCUUAUAUGUCAGGGCAGACUUACUCGCCUCAACCACACCAACAACUACAAAUUCAUACUCCUCAGCAAGUGCCCAAUCAGACCUCUCGGCCGCCCUCACCUCUUGCGCCACCUAAUGCACCGUUCGCUCACCGUUCCGUUUCGCCUCAUCCUCAUAUCGGUGCUGACCCAGGCGAAUCACGUCCUUUACCGAUCAUAACUGCUUCGAAGAGGAGUUCGUCUCGUUCCACAUCGCCUCGACUCCCACCAUCUUCUCUGUCCAAUAUGCAAUCAUCUGCUUCCGUCUCCCACAGGUUACCACCUGAACAUCCCCGUCCACUACCGCCGUUCUCGUCUCCCCUCAUGACGAAGUCCACGUCUUCACUGACAUCGGGUGCCCCCGGUGGUGCACCACGAAUGAUCUCAGCUGCUGCGUUCCGCAGGCCCGGUCGCAAUGGAAGCGAGUCUGGGUCAUCAUUAAGUCCGACAGGGUACGGCGGGCCGGCAGAUACCUCACCUCUAUCUCUCCGCCCUUCUGCAUCGCCUGCAUCUUCGAUGUCACGGAAGUCCGGGGCAAUGCGAAGGUUGUCUGUAGUCAAUCCAGACCCAAUCCAAGUUGAUGAAGACGAGUUCGAUUACAUAUCGGCAUACACGGGAAGAGACGAGCCGAGGAGUGCGCCGGCCCGGCAGAGUGUGGGAUAUGGACAGGGGAGGUAUGUUAGUGACCUUGAAUCUCGAUGA
Molecule: messenger RNA, 2685 nt
Organism: Suillus plorans
Lineage: Eukaryota; Fungi; Basidiomycota; Agaricomycetes; Boletales; Suillaceae
Exons: 5
Coding region: 1-2685 (894 amino acids)
Biological process (GO): negative regulation of protein kinase activity; eisosome assembly; endocytosis
Cellular component (GO): eisosome filament; plasma membrane
Molecular function (GO): lipid binding
Source: RefSeq, a predicted model, not a curated record